This is a messenger RNA of Aspergillus versicolor CBS 583.65, 2193 nucleotides long. RefSeq lists its product as uncharacterized. Gene Ontology annotation, biological process: DNA-templated transcription; regulation of transcription by RNA polymerase II. Gene Ontology annotation, cellular component: chromatin. The coding region runs from base 1 to 2193 and encodes 730 amino acids. Gene Ontology annotation, molecular function: zinc ion binding; DNA-binding transcription factor activity, RNA polymerase II-specific; RNA polymerase II cis-regulatory region sequence-specific DNA binding. NCBI's taxonomy places the organism in Eukaryota, Fungi, Ascomycota, Eurotiomycetes, Eurotiales, Aspergillaceae. The record is from RefSeq and is a predicted model, not a curated record. The transcript is spliced from 4 exons.
AUGGCCGGCGUAGACCCAGUGCGAUCACUGACAUGCGCCGUGUGCUCGCGGAGCUUCGGCCGCUAUGAACAUCUGCAGCGCCACUCGCGGACUCAUACGAAGGAGAAGCCAUAUGUCUGUCGAUGUGGGCGCUCAUUUACUCGGAAGGACCUGUUGACUCGCCACGAGCGGCUGAAUCACUCCCCUUCUGGCCGCCGCCGUUCAACUCCAGCGACUGCAGGCACCAAUGAGCCUGUCACGCCGUCCAGUGGCUCGCAGCAUGACAAUGUGCAGUCGAGCGCCACUGAUUCUUUCCCGAGUGACUAUCUACCAGUCGCAGAUCAUCAGUCGCUGGGUGGCUUGAUGCUGACUGGUCAAGAUGAUCCAAUCUUGGACUACACGAUGCUGUUAAACGCACCGGAGAUGAACUUGGAUGGUAGCAGUUUUAUAAUGGACCCUAUGCUUAACCAGCAGAACCUUUCGUUGGAUGGAUUGGAUCCACCGCAGUUCGCUGCUCCCAGUCCUAUUGUCUCGCCUCCAAUACCAGAUGACAGCUACGGAGACGAUGACUUUCGCGAACUGAAGCCGGUGCGUUGUCCAUGGAUGAUGCCAGAAGCGCAGCGAAUACAGCUUCAAGAGGCCGUUGACCAGUUUGCUCAUGUUCUCCCGCAACUCGUGCUCCCAUCACGCCUUGCAAUUGCUCGGUAUGUCAGCGGGUAUGUGGAUGGCUUCAGCCACCAUCACCCGUUUAUCCAUAUCCCGACCUUGCGUCUUGUAUCGUACCUGGAGUCGCCCGAAUUGAUUCUAGCAAUCCUGGCGAUCGGUGCUCAGUAUCGAUAUGAGACCAAGACGGCCCAUGGUCUGUACCACGCUUCUCGGGCUAUUGUGUUGGAGCGGAUACGGCGAGGCGACUUCUUUCGCCCACAUCAAGACAGUGUAGGAGAUCAAACUAAUGCGAAAGACGACCUGUCACCCCACGGGUGGAUGGACCGGAUUAGAACGCUGGUUCUUCUCUUCGUGUAUUCUUCAUGGAAAAAUGAACCAGAAUUCAUUAACCAGGCGUUCGAGUACCAGGGCAUCAUAGCGCGUUGCCUUCGAGAGGUCCGCCUCACUGAGGAGUCGGAUUUGGAACCGGACAACUGGACAGAAUGGGCUCGGGAUGAAACAGACCGACGGACGAAGCUGUUUGCCUGGUGUCUGAUCAGCCUACACAGCAUUGCAUUUGACACGCCCCCUGCUUUACUAUUCCGGGAGAUCAACUUGUUCCUUCCAUCGACCUGCAAAGAAUGGGUUGCCCGGAACCAGAAAGAGUGGAAGAAUGCCAGAGCCCAUGCCCCGGACCGUGCAACGUUCAAGGAUGUACAUGCUUCGCACCUAGGCACGGCCAGUAGUCCCCAUGCACCAGGACUUUCGCCCAUGGGAAACUACAUCCUUGUCCAUGCGCUGAUCCAACGAAUAUACCUAGCGCAACAACUAUCCCAUGAUCCCUACGCCCAAAGCCUCACCCCAAGCGAUAUCGCAGACUUUGAACUCGCGUUGACCCGAUGGCGACAUACUUGGCGAACAUCGCCUGAGUCCGGCUUAGACUUGCAUAACCCCUACGGAUCGAUGUCCUUCACAUCGACGGCCCUCCUAGGCGCCGCCCAUAUACGUCUACACUGCAAUCUGGGCCAGUGGCGGGAUCUUCAGAGUUGCAAUCCCGAUACAAUAGCCGCGACUCUUUUGAAAGCCCCGGCGCCACGGCGAGGGCCUGAGACCAUCUACGCCAUUCUUCACUCGGUACAUGCCCUUAAUAUUCCUGUUCAAAUCGGACUAUCGUAUUACACGCACUGCAAGUCCUACUCCUGGAGCAUCCAGCAUGCACUGUGCAACAUCGAAUGCGCCGCCUUCCUGAGCAAAUGGCUGCUGACUCUUUCGUCCUCAUGCUCCUCAUUACCUUUGACAGACCUUGAAAGCCGGGUCGUGCAAUGGAUCGGCCGUGUCGUCCGCGAAGCCCUGCUAUCCCAUGACGAUACCAUUGAUAUUGUAUCUAAUAUCGGCGACACCGAGAUAACGAGCCCGGAGUCAUCGACGCAGAAGCUGAGUUAUGCCGUCGUCAAGGCGUGGGCGCAGAUGUUCAAGCUGUGCAACAGUCCAUGGCCGAUUGUGCAACUCAUCGGACAGAGUCUCGAUCGGUAUGCCGAGUUGAUUCGUCCAUCACUACUGGCUGGGUGA